AUGUCCCACAGGAGCCUGGAAUCGCAGAGGCCCUUUGUGCCAGAGUCCAUCCCGGUUUCACCAGGUGCUUAUGAAGGAGAAGAUUACUUUUGCAAAUUCACAUCUCGCGUCCAUCCCGGUGCCCACCUUGCCGAUUCAGGAAGCUGGCAGAGUCAGCUAGAUCUCCUAAGCUCCCAAGGUGAUGGCCACAGAGAAGCGGUCCGGAGUGGAAACAACAAGAGCUACGCUGUCGGGUAUAUAAAUCCCACUGUUGGCAAUCUUACAUCCCUGGGCGCAAGUGCGGCGAUUCCUGGCCGUCUUGCUCUGACUUCAUACAUUAUUGAAUAUGCAGUUGUGCAUGACGAUAGCGUUUGGACCCUACUUACGCUCACUAAGCCCGAUUAG
This is a messenger RNA of Penicillium arizonense, 384 nucleotides long. RefSeq lists its product as uncharacterized. Bases 1 to 384 code for a protein of 127 amino acids. Lineage: Eukaryota; Fungi; Ascomycota; Eurotiomycetes; Eurotiales; Aspergillaceae. The transcript is spliced from 2 exons. The record is from RefSeq and is a predicted model, not a curated record.